AUGAAGUCCGCUAUCGCCUCCCUUCUUGGAUCCGCAGCCCUGGUGGCUGCCCACGGUUACGUCACCGAUGGUAUUAUCGGCGGCGAGAACUACACUUUCUACCAGCCCUACCAGGACCCGUACAUGAACCCGAUUCCCUCGCGUAUCUCCCGUCCUAUCCAGGGCAACGGCCCCGUCGAGGACCUGACCAGCAUCGAUCUCCAGUGCGGUGGCUACACCGCCGGUGGCAUCAAGGGCUCCUCACCCGCCAAGCUCGUUGCCGAGGCCAAGGCUGGCGACGAGGUCACCCUCAACUGGACCCUGUGGCCCACUUCUCACGUUGGCCCUACCAUGACCUACAUGGCCAAGUGUGCCGGUGACGACUGCACCACCUUCACCCCCAACACCGACAAGGUCUGGUUCAAGGUCCAGGAGAGCGGCCGUGUCGGCACCACCGACACCUGGGGUGCCACCGCUGUCAUGACCGCUGGCAACUCUGGUGUCAAGUACACCAUUCCCGAGUGCCUUGCCCCCGGCCAGUACCUCGUCCGCCACGAGAUCAUCGCCCUCCACGCCUCCUACUCCUACCCCGGUGCCCAGUUCUACCCCGGCUGCCAUCAGCUCAAGGUCACCGGCUCCGGCAGCACCAGCCCCUCUGAUCUGGUUGCCUUCCCCGGUGCCUACGCCGCCGCUGACCCCGGUAUCACGUACGAUGCCUACAAGGCCCAGGAGUACACCAUCCCCGGCCCUGCCGUCUUCUCCUGCUCCGGCUCCAGCUCCGGAUCCGGAUCCGGCUCUGCCCCCGCUCCCUCCGCCGCUCCCUCUGCCGCUCCCUCUGCCGCUCCCUCUGCUGCCCCCGUUGCCCCCUCCGCCCCUGCCACUCCUGUCACUUCUUCCGCUACCCCCAGCCAGACUCCCGCCGAUGAUGAGGAGGACUGCCCCGUUGAGUCUGCCUCCGCGACCGUCAGCGCCGCCGCUGCCGUCCCUACUCAACCUGCCGACGAUGAGGACUGCCCCGCCGAGCCCGAGGCUCCUUCUGCCACUCCUACCGCCCCCGCCCCCGUCGCUACCCCUACUCAGGCUGCGGGCGAUGAGGAUGACUGCCCUGUUGAGUCUCCCUCUGCGACCGUCGGCGCCGCCGCUGUCGCCCCUACUGUCGCUGCCGAGGAGGAGGAUGACUGCCCUGCCGAGCCCGAGGCUCCUUCUGCCACCCCUACCGCUCCCGCUCCGGUCGCUACCCCUACCCAGGCUGCCAGCGACGAGGAUGACUGCCCCGCCGAGCCCGAGGCUCCUUCUGCCGCCCCUACCGUUCCCGCCCCCGUCGCCACCCCUACUCAGGCUGCGGACGAUGAGGAUGACUGCCCUGCCGAGCCCGAGGCUCCCAGCGCCACCCCCACCCAGGCUGCGGACGAUGAGGAUGACUGCCCUGCCGAGCCCGAGGCUCCCAGUGCCACUCCUACUCCCACCCAGGCAGCUGACGAGGAGGACUGCCCCGUUGAGACCCCCUCCGCGACCGCUGUCGCCAAGCGUAUGAGCAUCCACGACCGCCGCAUGGCAUGA
Messenger RNA from Colletotrichum orchidophilum, 1539 nucleotides. RefSeq names its product cellulose-growth-specific protein. NCBI's taxonomy places the organism in Eukaryota, Fungi, Ascomycota, Sordariomycetes, Glomerellales, Glomerellaceae. The transcript has a single exon. Bases 1 to 1539 code for a protein of 512 amino acids. The record is from RefSeq and is a predicted model, not a curated record.